Esox lucius (northern pike) is the source of this 3628-nucleotide messenger RNA. It is a transcript of the gene gabrb2a, whose product is annotated as gamma-aminobutyric acid type A receptor subunit beta2a. Gene Ontology annotation, biological process: monoatomic ion transmembrane transport; chemical synaptic transmission; regulation of membrane potential. NCBI's taxonomy places the organism in Eukaryota, Metazoa, Chordata, Actinopteri, Esociformes, Esocidae. The transcript is spliced from 10 exons. The record is from RefSeq and is a predicted model, not a curated record. Gene Ontology annotation, cellular component: neuron projection; GABA-A receptor complex; membrane. Gene Ontology annotation, molecular function: extracellular ligand-gated monoatomic ion channel activity; GABA-A receptor activity; neurotransmitter receptor activity. Bases 121 to 1737 code for a protein of 538 amino acids.
UCUUUGAUCUUCUGGUAGAAUGUACGCAUGCGCCCCUCAUUGGGUUCUCGGAGCUGUCUGGAGUAAGUUGGAUGUGCGCUCUCCUCAUUCGCAUCCCGAAAGCACAUCAAAACUGUUGCGAUGGGGAGGCUCAGGAAAAGCCACUUUGGAAUUUUGACCUUUUCGUUUUUGCUUUUGACUUUUAUUUGCUGUGUCCAAAGCGCCAAAGAUCUGAGGGAUCCCAGUAAUAUGCCACUGGUUAAAGACACGGUGGAUAGAUUGAUGAAAGGCUACGACAUUCGGUUGAGGCCAGAUUUCGGAGGUGCGCCGGUGGCAGUCGGGAUGAAUAUAGACAUAGCCAGUAUAGACAUGGUGUCUGAAGUCAAUAUGGACUAUACACUGACCAUGUACUUCCAACAAGCCUGGCGGGACAAGCGCCUGUCCUACUCUGAGAUUGCCCUCAAUCUGACGUUAGACAACAGGGUGGCUGACCAGCUCUGGGUCCCCGACACAUACUUUCUCAACGAUAAGAAGUCCUUCGUCCACGGCGUCACGGUCAAGAACCGAAUGAUCCGACUGCAUCCGGACGGUACCGUGCUCUAUGGACUCCGGAUCACUACCACAGCAGCUUGUAUGAUGGACCUGAGACGGUACCCUCUAGAUGAACAGAACUGCACCCUGGAGAUCGAGAGCUAUGGUUACACCACUGAUGACAUAGAGUUCUACUGGCGAGGUGGAGACGGAGCUGUCUCUGGCGUGGAGCGGAUCGAGCUUCCUCAGUUCUCCAUCGUGGACUACAAGCUGGUCUCCAAGAAUGUUGUCUUCUCCACAGGCUCCUACCCUCGUCUGUCGCUGAGUUUCAAGCUGAAGAGGAACAUCGGCUACUUCAUCCUGCAGACCUACAUGCCCUCCAUCCUGAUCACCAUCCUCUCCUGGGUCUCCUUCUGGAUUAACUAUGAUGCCUCUGCUGCCAGAGUGGCCCUGGGUAUCACCACUGUGCUCACCAUGACCACCAUCAACACCCAUCUGAGAGAGACGCUUCCCAAGAUCCCCUACGUCAAGGCCAUCGACAUGUACCUGAUGGGCUGCUUCGUCUUCGUCUUCCUGGCCCUGCUGGAGUACGCCUUCGUCAACUACAUCUUCUUUGGACGGGGUCCUCAAAGGCAGAAGAGGGCGGCCGAGAAGCUGGCCACUGCUAACAACGAGAAACUCAGACCUGAUCCCAAUAAGUGGAUGGUGGGAAAUGUAGUUCAGAGAGAUGAUGCUCUGUAUGCCAGAAUGAAACAGAGGGAAAUUGACGCGUAUGACACGAUGUGGGAUCCCAUCUUUGUGGACGAUGCCGCAUUAGGACUAGGCGAGCAAAGAAAUAAGAUGACCACCUCCCUGACCGAUGACAACAUCCUGUUUGGUUCUCUGGAGAUGAAGAAUGAGAUGGGAGGUGUUCCCCCUGAGCUGUCCAGGUCCCUGGGCACCGGCGGGCUGGGUGACCCCCGCAACACCAUGCUGGCCUACGACUGCUCCACACUGCAGUACCGCAGGGCCGCUAUGGCCCGUCAGAACUACGGCGGUGGCCCACACAGCGCCCUGGAGCGCCACGCUACCCAGAAGAAGUCCCGCUUACGGAGGAGGGCCUCACAGCUCAAGGUCAACAUCCCUGACCUGGCUGACGUGAACUCUAUCGACAAGUGGUCCAGGAUGAUUUUCCCUACUGUCUUCUCCUUCUUUAAUGUGGUCUACUGGCUGUACUACGCCCACUAGGGGAAAGGAGGUCUACUACAGAGGGAGAUGUAGGAAUAUGAUGGAGAGAGAUUAUUAGAUAGAGAUGUAUGAGAAAUGACAGUGAGAGAGAGAGAGAGAGAGAGAGAGAGAAAGAGUGAGAGUGAGAGAGAGAGAGAGACAGCGCACCUAUUUUUUGCUGAUUCAUUUUAAAGAAUUGUGUGAAAUAAAGGAAAAAUACUUUUGGAUGGAAGGAGCACAGUACUCGAGCACUUCUUCAGUCAGCUUCUAUCUGCCCUGACUUUUCUGAUCCAGGAACACCUCCAAUGACUAACCAACACUUCAAAAGAGGAAUGGAUGAGAUUUUAAAAAAAGACAGAAAAAAACAGACAUGGUGCCUGUUCCUGAUGAAAUGUCAAUAUAUCACUAAUAUUUGUCAUUAGUAGCUUAACUCUCUGUGGAUCAAAUAUUUAUGCUUGUGUUUGCAUAUACUUUAAGGAUUUGUUUUGUUUAGUAUAUCUAUUUACUUCGUAGCCAAGCUAUCUGCAUCCAGGAAAGCUUUCUAGAGGAUUUUAAAGGGGUUCAUCCUUGAUAGACUAUUUUCCUAUAGUUACUGUAAUCAAAAACAUCCUUUAAAGCAUGCUUCUGUUCAUUUUAAUUUGCAUCUCGAUCUUGACGAUGGAGCACAAAGCAUUUUAGUUUUGAACUAGUUGAGAUUUUUUUUUUUCUGUGAAGAAAAAAGUAUGAGAGACGCCAUUUCUGUAACAUUCUUUAUACACCCAUAGUUUAGGUUGAGGUUGAAGAAUAACAAUGGGCUACUGUAGGAGUACUGCAGAUGGUCAAUAGGGGGCACUAUUCUCUAUGGACAUUCCAAUGGGUCUUCAGUGUUGCCGUUUCUGUCCUGCCAUUUUGUGGGUUUAUGAGCUUUGAAGGUUCAAACCCAUUUUCCAUUCCGGCCAUUGAAGUUCCCAUGAAGGUUUUGUAUGAAAGCAUAUUGUAUGCCUGUGGACACUGAUGCUUAAACCUGCCAAGGGUUUUUCACCUAACUUUCUUGUACUGAUAGAAUCAUGUAGUCCAUCCUUUCAAACUGCCCUGGUUUAAAAAAUAUUGAGAGAAGUAACGGGAUAAACCUUGCCUCUACAUUGCCAGUGUGGGUGGCAUCAAGGGGGAGAAUGGCUUUAAUAUUACCUAGUUGGCUGCAUAAUAUUGCUGAUGGACAUUGAGCUAAGGCCAUCUUUAACUGCAAGGAAAGUUUACGCAUAAAUAUAGUAAUCCACAUUCAUAUCAAUAGAGUUAAACUAUUCUAGAACUUUGACACGUUCCAUUGUGAUUAGAUUUUAUGUUUUCUUGAAUUGUAGAUAUGACGUUUUAAAAAACCAUUUUAACUAAAAGAACAUGGUCCAUUUUUAUAAACAGAAUAUUAACGGUUAACAAGCAGAUGUGUAAAUAUUAUGAAUGAAUUAUAUAUUUAAACGGGUCUAUUGUUGUUUUUUGCAGUCUACUAACAGGUCAAAUAUACAGCCGCCAGAUUAUAAAAUGAAAAGAAAACAUUAAUUAAUCAAAGGAGAAGAAAAUAAUUAUUUUCUUUGCCCACCCUGUGUAUUGUUAUUUUUUCUUUCAAUUUAUUUCUAAUGAACUUUUCAAAUGAGCUACUUGGCAGCAAAGAAACUAAUGAAACUACCUAACAACAACCAGACACUAAUCAACCAUCUGUCUUCUUACUGGUCAAAAACAUUUAGUUUCUCCAGAAAUUUCUGUGUCAGCGCCCAAGGUGAUUCGACAAAGUUUCCAGGCAUCAGGCAUAUUUUGUACAAAGUUACUGUAAAUUCCAAUUGUAAUAUUUCAUAUUAAUGAUUCAUGUAAAUAUCUUAUGUAAUGAUUGCCAGCCAUAAUGAAGAUGUAUCUUAAUUCAAUUAAAAAUCAAUUCAGCCUA